AUGCUCUUCAAGGAAGUAUCAGGAAUGAAGGGCCAGUGCAGGGCCCGAGGCGAAGCGCUACAGCGCGACAGCCAGAUCUGCCAGAUUUGCAAGUGGUGUUGUAAGAUGCCGCAUGCAGAAGUGGACGUAUUCCACUGGCUAGCCAAAGGUAUGAAAAAGGCACUCGGAAAAGCGAUGUCUAAGAAAGUGCAAGGCGCGUCGGUUGAAGCGUUAGUGCUGAAUGCCAUGGAUACAGCCAUGGUGGGCUCUGCUCUUGGAGGGAACGUGAAUUCACUAUUGUCACUGGCGGCCAGGCUGGGAGCAACGGCCGCCAAGAAGGAUACGUGCGAGCAGGUGCUUGUCCUGCUCGAAAACAAGCAACUGCCUGACCAAGCGAAGAUGGACGAGGUUCCAGUACAUCCAAUUCCAGUGUUCCCAAGCAGCGUCGCUCGCACCAUCGUCGGCACGCGGCACACAGCGGAUCGCGCAGUGAUCGAAGGGUCUCCACCACACCGGCAACCAGCAGAGAACACCGACGUGAUCGACAGGGUAGUGCAACGAAGGAACCACCAGCUCGGCACCGAGACCAAGCAGGGCGAGAUGAAGGUUCACGUCGCCCUGGCAGCUCGGGAGGAGGCGCGGCUCGGCUCCAACAACAACAGCAGCAGCGACAAGCAGCAAAAGUAUGUCAACUCGUGGAGGGAGUCGAUGACCUUCCCACUUUCCCAGAUGCAGAGAGGCCUCGAGCUGAUCCGCUUCGCGAACCAGAUGCAGCUGGCCUCAUCGAGACUGCAGGCCGAGACCACCUCGAUCCUGCAGCCGGCCACGUCCACUCUUCACAACGAAUUUCAAGCAGUGCUCUGUCAAGUUCGCCAGCAGGACAUGCGGCUGGACACGUUGGAUUUCACUGUCAGGGACAAUCAGAGGACCCGCGUCGUCGAGCAAGAGCAGCAGCAGCUGCGCGCCGAUGUCGAGCGCAUCCAGGCCAGUCUGGCCACGGCAGAAGCGACGCUCCCACCGCUCGACAUGGCAGCGCUGGCGGUUUGGGACCGCCCACCAGACCCCCGCCUCUAUUCGAUCGGAGCAGCGACAGCAGUUCAGCCAUCCGAAGUCCGCAGGGCACUCGAGCCAUGGAUCAACGCAGCUGGAGUGGCCAUUUCGGAUGUGGAGCUGACGCUGCGGCGCGAAAUCCAGACAAAGAAGCUCGCCCAGAUACUCGGAGAGCGGCAUGAGGGACACUUCUCCAGGAAGGCGGGCAACGACGGGAUCGUCUCGUGCAACUCCAUCCCCAUCGUCAGUGUGGAGGUCGGGAGCAAUGCCUCUGCUGCCACCCAACUCAGAUGGGACAGCGCCGCCAUCGGGCCACCACGCCUGCAGCCAGCAGAGAGCAUUGACGCGAUCGACAAAGCCGUGCUACGAUGGACCUACCAGCUCGGCACCGAGAUCAAGCAGGGCAUGAUAAGGGUUCACGACGGCCAGGCUGCUCGGGAGGAGGCGCGGUUCGGCCCCAACAACAACAGAAGCACCGACAAGCAGCAGAAGUAUGCCAAUUCAUGGAGGGAGUUGACGGCCUGCCCGCAUUUCCUGAUGCAGGGAGGCCUCGAGCUGAUCUGUUUCGCAGGCGGCCUACGUCCCGUGCUACGAGACAUCGUGGCUCUGCACCUUCGAGGCCAUCAGCCCGUACAUGUGGGCGUACAUGGGCAUCGCCGUCGCCCUGGGCGUCUCCGUGCUGGGGGCGGCGUGGGGCAUAUUCCUGACGGGCUCCAGCAUCGUUGGUGCUGGCAUCAAGGCCCCGCGCAUCAGCUCGAAGAAUCUGGUGAGCAUCAUCUUCUGCGAGGCGGUGGCCAUCUACGGCGUGAUCAUCUCAAUCAUCAUGGCCAACAAGAUCGAGGGCAUCCCGGAGUUCGUCCCGUUCUCCCACGCGCUGACCGGGAGCGAGGCAAAGGCCAUGGUCGCAGGCUGGUGCAUGUUCGCUGUCGGGCUCUCCGUCGGGCUCUCGAACCUCGUCUGCGGCAUCUGCGUGGGCGUCUCCGGGAGCGGGUGCGCGCUUGGAGAUGCACAGAGGCCGGAGCUCUUCGUGAAGAUGCUCAUCGUGGAGAUCUUCGGGAGCGCCUUGGGCCUCUUCGGGGUCAUCGUGGGCAUCAUCCAGGCGAACGGCGCCUCGUUCCCCAAGUGA
This is a messenger RNA of Prorocentrum cordatum, 2155 nucleotides long. The record is from the annotation of a GenBank genome assembly. Lineage: Eukaryota; Dinophyceae; Prorocentrales; Prorocentraceae.